GGAAAAUUUGGAGGUUGGUUUUCUAGUUAUAGUCGAUUAAAUUCAUGGUUGGCUUUUGUCGGGGCAAAAUGGCAGAACAACCGAUCAUCACCAAGGUGUUUAAUGAUCCCAUCCAUGGUAGCAUAGAGUUACACCCACUCCUCAUCAAGAUCAUUGACACACCUCAGUUCCAGAGACUUCGAUUCAUAAAGCAGCUUGGAGGUGUCUACUUUGUUUACCCUGGAGCGUCUCACAACCGCUUUGAACACUCGAUCGGGGUGGGAUACUUAGCAGGAAAACUUGCUGAGGCUCUCAGGUCAAGGCAGCCGGAACUCAAUCAUGACAGAGACGUCCUUUGUGUUCAGAUUGCUGGCCUCUGUCAUGACCUGGGUCAUGGACCCUUUUCCCAUCUGUAUGAUGGACUGUUCCUCCCAAAGCACUGGAAAAAAGGAAAAGAAAUGAGAAAAAAUUGGGAAUUGGGAGAAAUGGAGAAAUUGGAGAAAUGGAAGCAUGAAAAGGGCUCUUGUGACAUGCUAGACCACCUGCUGAAAGAGAAUAAUCUUGAACCAGUGAUGAGGCAGUAUGGACUGGAACCUGAAGACGACAUACCAUUCAUCAAGGAGAUGAUUGCUGGACCUCUACAGGAAUCUGAAGGGCAGAAGUGGCCGUACGAAGGGCGCCCAGAAGAAAAGUCCUUCCUCUACGAAAUUGUGUCCAACAAAAAAAACGGCGUUGAUGUGGACAAGUUUGACUACUUGGCCAGGGACUCUUACUACCUGGGGAUCAAGAACAACUUUGACUUUCAUCGCUUCCUGCAGUUUGCCAGAGUGUGUAAGGUUGAAGACAAAGACUGCAAAGAACGAAAAAGGGAAACUAUCUGCACCAGAGACAAGGAGGAGGACAAUAUGUACGACUUGUUCUACAUAAGACACCGUCUCCACAAAAGAGCCUAUCAGCACAGAGUAAACAAAGUCAUUGAACAUAUGAUUGCAGAGGCUUUUUUGAAAGCAGACGGUCACAUUGAGAUUGAAGGAUCACUAGGAUCAGCAGAAUCAGAAGGAAAAAGGAUCUCUACAGCCUUUAAGGACAUGGAGGCCUACACAAAGCUCACAGACAACGUGUUUGAGGAAAUACUGAAGUCUUCCCGUCCUGAGUUACAAGAGGCAAGAGAGAUUCUGCAAAACAUUGUCUCUCGAAAGAUCUACAAGUUUGUUGGUGAGAGAAAGCCAAAGGUACCCAUCGAGGAUUGGAAAAGCCGGAUUUCUGGCUGGAAAGAAGGAUUGGCUCAACCCUCCCUGAGGAAGAAACAACCUGAAACCAGAGGACUUUGAAAUCCUGGUCAUUAACAUGGACUACGGCAUGAAAGACGAGAACCCUGUUGAACAUAUGCAUUUCUACAGCAAGAAGGAGCCUGACGUGGCAAAGCCAAUGUCCCCAGAAAAUGCAUCCAGGAUUAGAACAGAGAUCUUUUCUGAGCAGCUGAUCAGGGUCUUCUGUAAGAAGAUUGAUGACGAUAGUGUGGAGGCUGCCAGACAGCACUUUGAACAGUGGUACAGUGAUUUUCCAAUCCUUUGAUAAUAGUUGAAUAUUAAGAUGUUAAAGGAUACAAUAUCGACUAACUUGCUGUUGAUUGAACAUAAAACCAGUUGAUUUGGCUAAAGUAAAUAGAAAACAGUCCACACUGAGUACAGUUUAUUUAAUAUGGUUGAACAUGUGAUCUACAAUCUGCUGAGUGUGGAAAACAUUAGCUGUGCUAGCAUCCUCAGCCUUCGGUCUUCCUUUCAGGUUAACGUAUGCUUACCUGUGCUGGUGAAGCUCUACUCUAAUAGAUUUGAUACUUUAACUUAACAAAAUACUGCCAAAGUGAGCAACACUCCAACAUGUUAUUGGUCCUUUGUCCUGGUUUGCAUCCAGGUUAGACAGCAAGUCUAGACAGUCAGUCAGGUUUCUGUACUGAAACAAUUUUACUGACCUGUAUUGGAACCGUGCAGGACUCUGGUUUGGGGCCCUCAGGUUAAGAGAGGUAAGCAACAGCAGCAUGGGAGUGAAACCAAAAGAUUAACCAACCCUCUGGUUUCUUCAACUUUCACUCAGGAGCAAAAAUCAGCUUUUAAAUUUGAAAAUUUGAAAGUAAAAAUGAUUGACAAUUAUUGUGAUAAUUAUAUCGACUGAUAUGACAUUUUGAUAACAUUUUUAGUUUUUUUAGCCCAG
Messenger RNA from Labrus bergylta (ballan wrasse), 2190 nucleotides. The record is from RefSeq and is a predicted model, not a curated record. Lineage: Eukaryota; Metazoa; Chordata; Actinopteri; Labriformes; Labridae.